Molecule: messenger RNA, 1162 nt
Organism: Melitaea cinxia (Glanville fritillary)
Lineage: Eukaryota; Metazoa; Arthropoda; Insecta; Lepidoptera; Nymphalidae
Product: N(G),N(G)-dimethylarginine dimethylaminohydrolase 1
Exons: 5
Coding region: 296-1096 (266 amino acids)
Biological process (GO): positive regulation of nitric oxide biosynthetic process; arginine metabolic process
Molecular function (GO): dimethylargininase activity; amino acid binding
Source: RefSeq, a predicted model, not a curated record
GGGUAUACUGGUAACUUGGUAAGUGGAAGUGGUAUUAAUAGGCAGUUAGGCGAUAGACUUAGGCGCUGUUAGAGUUUGAAAAAAUGGUAUUGGAAUAGAGAAUUCCGAAAUUGUGCAAAAUUAUACUAAAAAAUAGUUAGUUCAACAAUCUAAUUGGCGACAUUGUUUCAAACGUAAUUACAAUAAUUUAUGUUUUUCUGAUUGUGAUAUAGUUUAAGUAUUGACUUAUUCUCCUAGUCGGAUUGUGUAUGUAAAUUUGUUGCGGGUUAACUGAAAUUAAAGCUGAAAUAAAAAAAUGGAUUUUAAAAUGCAUGAAUACACUCAUGCAGUAGUCGGAAAAGUUGUUCCUGCUCUUCGCAUCACUGAUCGAGCAGAUCUGAAUGAUGCGAGGCGUCAAUACGAUUAUUAUUUGAGAUUACUUAAGGAGUUGAACCUAGAACUGAUCGAAAUAGAGACUGAUGCUUUUUUCCCUGAAAACAUCGUAAUAGAAGAUUUAGCUAUCGUCUGCCAUGGCAUCGUGCUGAUACCGAGGCCUAUAUCAAGCACUGAAGAAAUUAUUAUGGCAGCCUUAAAAGAAGUGUUGCAGAAGGAUCUUGGACACGACAUUAUUGAAGUUACUGAUCCCGAAGCGAAACUUGCUGGUUCCGAUGUUUUGUUCACAGGAAGAGAAUUCUUUGUGGGUAUAUCAGAUACCAGUAAUGAGGCAGGCGCUAGUGCAGUUGCGGAAGCCUUCCCUGAAUUUCCUUGCACACCUAUUAAGGUCGCUAAAGGUGUGAGACAUAUAAAGAGAUACUUCAGUAUGGCUGGUCCGGACAUCCUCUGUGUGGCUUCAAGUAAGGAAGCACAAGAAAUGCUAAAGAGGAUCGAAAGAGAGGCGACAUUCACUUAUCAGACCCUUACGGUACCAGAGAAUGGUGCAGCCAACUGCUUAUAUGUUAAUGGUACUCUUAUUCACCGUGCUAUAGAAGAAAUACCGGAGUCUUUCAAGGUAUUUUGUGAGAGAAUAGACUUUGCGAGGCGAUCCAUAUGUUUCUCUGAACUGGCUAAAGUCUCAACUGGUUUGACUGCUUGCUGUCUUCUGGUGAGGAAACCCUAAAUAUUAACCAAAUCUUAAUUUUGAAGAUAUGUUCUUGAUGGGAUACAAAACUGUAUUAAAAAUAAU